GCGGUGAUCUAUUCUUUGCUUUUAGGGACCAUAGGUGCCGUAGGCCCCAUGCUUGUCAUGUAGUCCAUGGCAAGCCAGGGUCGUGCAGUGCUGCCAGUGCUGUGUCGCCACUCCAGAACCCACGAUCAGAGAACGCUGUGUCCUGCGCACUCUCUGUGGUGGAGGAGCCACUACCCCGCUGGCAUGGAUAACGUCACCCACCAAACGAACCGAAUCAAAGCAGGGCGAAAACCGCUUUGCUUCCGAUGCUUAUGAGUGUACGAAACACUGAGUGUCGUGGAAGUAAUGGCGAAGUGCUAGGUGCGGGAACCGCGGGUGAUAUAUCGAAGCUGUCAUCGUUGUGCAACAGAACGCGACUAUGGACAAGUUGACAGUGAUCUCUGGCACUCUGUUCUUCCUUGCCAACAUUUUUGCCAUCUUGAGUCUGGUGCUCCCUGACUGGAUAGUCUCCGACGUUGGUGGGGACAUGCGGCUUGGGCUGCUACAGACGUGCACCACGCUACAGGGCCGGCCACCGACCUGCUUUCCUCCACGUUUGCAGCCAGAGUGGCUGCUGGCUCUUGUUUGCAUAGUGUUGGGCUGUGUGUGCAUCACUGCAACCACAGUGUUGCUUGGGCUGUCACGGUGGAAUGGUCGUAUUGUGCCAUAUGCACGGUGGAUGGGUUUCUCUGCAAUGCUGCUGUUCUGCCUGGCCGCUGUGAUCUUUCCGGUGGGCUUCAGCAUGGAUGAAAUCGGGGGCGAGCCUUACCAGCUGCCUAGCAGUCACCAAGUGGGUCUCUCCUACAUCUUCUUUGUGCUCGCACUGUGGAUCACCGUCAUCUCCGAGCUAUUUGCUGGCAAAGUCUGCAUGCCUCAUUUCUAAGCAGCCGAGCUCAGGAGCCUUGAAUCGCAUCAGCCAUAUCAAUGCAGUCUUCACCCUGGGUGUAUUUGCUCUGUUACAAGCUUUACACAAAACAAAAUAAAGGCGUCAUUAAACAUUG
Molecule: messenger RNA, 980 nt
Organism: Rhipicephalus microplus (southern cattle tick)
Lineage: Eukaryota; Metazoa; Arthropoda; Arachnida; Ixodida; Ixodidae
Biological process (GO): negative regulation of smoothened signaling pathway
Cellular component (GO): ciliary membrane; Golgi apparatus
Source: RefSeq, a predicted model, not a curated record